AUGUCUAGCACAGAAAGCGCCCUGCACAGAGAUUCUGCUGUCGCCAACAGAGAACCGGAAUAUAUUAAUUCCCUCGAGGUGUGCAUAAUCGGCAGUGCCAGAUGUCGGGGGCGGCUGCGUACUGUGAAGUCUGCUGAGACGGGCUGCCCCCUAGCGCGUCGCACGUCGAGCGGCGCGGCGCGGGACACGCGGGUCGUCGUUCCGAACACGCGGCGGGCGGCGGCGGGCGGGCGCGCGAACGCCGGCUGCGCGGGCAACGCGAUCAAGACGACGAAGUACACGCUGCUGACGUUCCUGCCGAAGAACCUCUUCGAGCAGUUCCAUCGGUUCGCGAACCUCUACUUUGUGUUCAUCGUCGCGCUCAACUGGAUGCCGUCGAUCAACGCGUUCGGCAAGGAGGUGGCGAUGAUCCCCGUCGUCGUCGUCCUCACCGUCACCGCCGUCAAGGACGCGUACGAGGACUACCGGCGCCACCUGUCGGACGAGCGCAUCAACGGCGCGCCGUGCCGCGUGUUCCGCGGCGGCGGCGGCGGGGGUCGGUACGUGCGUGAGCACUGGCGGGACGUGCGCGUCGGCGACGUUGUGCACCUGUCCUGCGACGAGGUGAUCCCCGCCGACGUGCUGCUGCUGCGCUGCAGCAACGCGCGCGGCGUCUGCUACGUCGAGACGACAAACCUCGACGGCGAGAGCAACCUCAAGCGGCGGCGCGUCGCGCGCGGCCCGCCGGACGUCGUCGCCGCCGCGCAAUUCAUCGUCGAGUGCGACACGCCGAACAACCAGAUUGACCGGUUCGGCGGCGCGGUCGCGCACACCGACGGCCGCCGCGUCGCCGUCGGCAACGACAACCUGCUGCUGCGCGGCUGCGUGCUGAAGAACACGGACUACGUCGAGGGCGUCGUCGUCUACGCGGGCCACGAGACGAAGGCGAUGCUCAACAACGGCGGUCCGCGCUACAAGCGCAGCCGCCUCGAGCGCCACAUGAACCGCGACGUCGUCUGGUGCGUCGCGCUGCUCCUGCUGCUGUGCGUCGCCGGCGGUGCGGGCAGCGCCCUCUGGCUGGGGAGCCACGGCGACGCCGAACUUCCGUUCGUGCCGCCGGGCUCGGAGGAGCGCGACGCUCUCGCGCGGCACGGCGUGCAGGUGUUCCUCACCUCCAUCAUUCUCUACCAGCUGAUGAUCCCGCUGUCGCUCUACGUGUCGAUGGAGCUCGUCAAGCUCGGGCAGGUGUACUUCAUCGACCGCGACGCGGCGAUGCGCGACGCGCGCACGGGCUGCGGCGUCGAGUGCCGCGCGCUCAACAUCACCGAGGACCUCGGCGUCGUCGAGCACGUGUUCUGCGACAAGACGGGAACGCUGACCGAGAACGACAUGGUCUUCAAGAAGUGCACGGUCGGCGGCGCCGCGUUCGCUCAGCGCGAGAGGGAGGGGGAGAAGGUGAAGGGGAAGAACCGGGACGACGUCGAUCCGGCUCUCUACAGCACGGUGAGGGGCAUCACCAAGGACACGCUGGCCGGCGGGAGCUUUCCCGAGAAGCGCGCGGCCGCCGACAGGAUGCCUCCCGGAUGGGACCCCCUCCAGAGUGGGAUCUCUCCCAGCAGGAGCGAUCCGGACGGGAGUGAUCGCGACGACGCGUGGCGCCACGACGUCCAGGAGUUCUUCGUCGCCAUGGCGAUCUGCAACACGGUCGUUGUCAGCAAGCAUCCGCACCGCGACCGCAUGGACGCGAGCGGUGUCGUCCACGAUGACGACGACGUCGCCACGACGACGACGACGACGACGACGACGACAACGAAGUUCGAGAGCCACUUUGGCUUCAUGCCCGCGAUCCCGCGGUUCAUCAAACGCUUCAAAUCGUCCGGGAAGGAUCCCGUCGUGACGGAAUCCUACCGGAAGAACGACGACGACGGCAUCGCAGCGGUUGCCGCGGACAACGACGAGGCGCCGUACUACGAGGCGGAGAGUCCGGACGAGCUGGCGCUGGUGCAAGCGGCUUGCGCGUACGGGGUGACGCUUCUGCAGCGCACGGACGACGCCGUGCGCGUGCGCCUGCCCGACGGUUCACGCGUGACCUUUGACCUGCUGCACGUGCUGCCGUUCGACGCGGCGCGGCGGCGCAUGUCGGUCGUCGUGCGCGCGGCCGGCACUCGAGACCCGGUGCUCUACUGCAAAGGCGCCGACUCGGCCGUCAUGACGAAGCUGCGCGCGGACUCGCGGCACGCCCGCCGCGUCGUCGACGCAACGAUGCACCACCUGGAUGGGUACGCGCGCGAGGGCCUGCGCACGCUGUGCGUCGCGCGGCGCGCACUCGACCCCGACGAGUACGCCGCCUGGCGGCCGGCGCAGCGGGCGGCGGAGACCGCGGUCGCGGGCCGGGAGGGCGCGCUGCUGCGCGCGGCGUGCGCCGCGGAGACGGAGAUGCGUCUGCUCGGCGCGACGGGGGUCGAGGACCGGCUGCAGGAGGGGGUGCCGGCGUGCAUCAGCGCGCUGCGCGCCGCGCGCAUCAACGUCUGGCUCAUCACCGGCGACAAGCGCGAGACGGCCGUCAACGUCGCCUACUCGUCGCGCGUCUUUGCCGCCGACAUGAAGCUGCUGCAUCUCAACGCGUGCACGGCCGAAGCCGCCGCGCUGCAGAUGCGCGCCUACGCCGAGGAGAUCGCCGAGUCGACGCCGGCGCCCCCUGGCGGCUACGCGCUCGUCGUCGACGGCCACGCGCUGGCGUUGGCGCUCGAUCGCGGCGGCGAUGCGGGGGCGGCGUUCGUCGAGCUGGCUUCGCGCUGCGCGGCCGUGCUCUGCUGCCGCGUGUCGCCGCUGCAGAAGGGAGCCGUCGUGCGCCUCGUCAAGGACUCGCUCGGCGUUCUCACCCUCGCCGUCGGCGACGGCGCCAAUGACGUGACGAUGAUCCGCACGGCAGACGUCGGCGUCGGCAUCGCCGGCCAGGAGGGCAUGCAGGCGGUGAUGGCGAGCGACUUUGCGAUGCCGCGCUUCCGGCACCUCGCGCGGCUGCUGCUCGUGCACGGACACUGGUGCCACGACCGGCUCGCGCGCAUGAUCCUCUACUUCUUCUACAAGAACGCGUCGUACGUCUUCGUGCUGUUCCUCUACCAGUUCCACUGCAUGUUCUCCGGGCAGGUGAUGGUCGACCAGAUCUACCUGAUCCUCUACAGCCUGCUCUUCACCGCACUGCAGCCGCUCGCUGUUGGCGUCUUCGACCGCGACGCGUCGCCCGAGCUCCUGCUCGCUCGCCCGCGCCUCUACGCGAGCGGCGCCACCGCCUACCGCCCCGGCUCCUUCUGGCUGAACAUCCUCGAUGCCGUCUACCAGAGCGUCGUCGUCUUCUACGUGCCGCUGGCGGCGUUCUCGCCGUCCGACGCGCUCGGCAUGUGGGAGCUGGGCACGCUGAGCACGACGGCGUGCGUGUGCGUGCACACGGCGCACCUCGGCGUCGAGACGCGCUCGUGGACGGCGGCGCACGCGGCCUCGAUCGCUGCGAGCGUGGCGGUGUACGCGGCCGUCGCGCUGCUCGUCUCGAGCAUCUGCCUGACGUGCAACCCGCCGUCGAACCCCUACUGGGUGACGAUGCACGUCGCCGCGCGGCCAGCGCACUGGUUCGCCGUCACCGCCGCCGUCGUUGCCGCGCUG
Molecule: messenger RNA, 3639 nt
Organism: Priapulus caudatus
Lineage: Eukaryota; Metazoa; Priapulida; Priapulimorpha; Priapulimorphida; Priapulidae
Product: probable phospholipid-transporting ATPase VA
Exons: 3
Biological process (GO): phospholipid translocation
Cellular component (GO): plasma membrane
Molecular function (GO): ATP binding; ATPase-coupled intramembrane lipid carrier activity; ATP hydrolysis activity
Source: RefSeq, a predicted model, not a curated record